UAAACUUUUAAAACUAGUUUAAACGUGUUUUUGAAUGUUUAUCUGACUAUUGAUUCAUCUAAAAUUUGUUGUUUUUGUCACUAAUUUAUACUUGUUAUUGAAUUUGAGUUCAUGGUUAUGCGUUAGUUUUGUCAUGCUGAGGAAGACCGUUGUUAUUUUUCUAGUUGUGUAUUCAUUUAUUGUUGGUAAUUACUUGCAUUCACCAAUUUCGGUUUCCAAUUGCAUGUGUAUUUAUUAAGGAAAUGGCAGUUGUUGCUUUCACUAUCAAUGUAGUUGAUGACCCCUGCACUUUGAGUAAAGUGUUGUACUUGAGACCCCUUGGAAAUGUUUAUGAGUGGAAUCUAGAUUUUGUAUAUUUACGUAAAGUUACGUAGCAGUAAAUUCAUUUCAACAUUACCUAUAUACUAGUGGAAUCUAGAUUUUGUUACUUCUGAGGAGUAUGUCUAAAGUUACAUUUUCUCCUUCCGCGGAAGCAAAGAUCCAUUCACGACGGAGACAAAUCCAAUGCAAUUCUCCAUUCAUAGUUUCAACUCAACUCAACUUACAAUACCUACAACUAUCUAGUAAAUCAAACAAACAAGUCCUUCCAGUUGUAACAAAUAGUAAAAAGAGGUUCAAAACUACAGCUCGUAGACCGCCCAGGCCUCAGCUCCAAGCUAAAGUUAGAGCUAGUGCUCUUCUACUCUAACAAUGCCCUAUUGUGGAACAGUUUUCUUAGGUUCUGAUUUUGUGGUUUUGAAAGUGUCUACCUUCUAGUCGAGUGUCCUACCUUUGACAUGUAUUUCUUUGAUGCUGAUAAAAUAGAUUUUUUAUUUUCAUUUUUAGUUUUGAAAUACCAAAUUCGUAAGCAGUGCCAGUAUGCACAUUCAAAACUAGUAUUUAUGCUAUAAGAAAGUAAAGAUAUUUUCCAUUAAAAAGUUCUCUCCUAAGUUUCUCAACAUGUAAAAAAAGCAUAACAAAGUAAUCAGUUAGAAAUGUUGGAAGCAACAUUCCAUAUAGCGCGAUUGCGUAGUUACAUGAAUCAUAGGCAAUGCCCUCUCUUCUGAUGAAACCAAGUUAGGUAAUCUGUCAUCUUCGACUGGUAGAAGAACAGCUCCAAGUGAAAGUUGGAAAUGCUCUUUAAAUAUAACAAUUCUCUUUUGUUGUGUAACUGUUUUCUUCAUAUCAAUUCUUCUAUUCAGUAAGAUCAUACAGCUCACAUUUUUAAAGCAGAUUUUCUUCAAAUAAGUUUAGAUUUUAUUUUUCUUAGAGAAGGAUUAGGAGGGGAUUCUCGUGAUUUGUGAAAUAAUGACGAAAAUUAAAAUUGAAUUUGUAUGAAUUUAUCAUGAGACAGAUUAAAAAAUAAUACAUUUAGAGUUAUCAGUUGAAUCUUUUGCUGCAAAAGCUCCUGUGAUCUUAACAAAAGGAGCAUGAAGUUCAAUUCCAAGAGGUUCAUAGUACAAAUUCAUUAUUCAAGGAAGCCACAACUUACUCCAUGAAUAGGCUUGUAAGGAUUGGACUUCUAUAUGUAUUUCCCACCUACCAACCAUUCACAUUCCAACCAUUUUCUUCAAAGCGAUGAAAGUCUAUUGUUUUCACAUCCAAACCACUUUCUUCUUCUCUUCAACCGUAGAACCAGUUUGAAGACUCAUUGUGACACAAACAUGCGAGUUAAAUACGGUAGGUGUUUCCUUCUCUUAUUAGUAGACUGUGUACUAGAAAUGGGGUUGUUGCUGAGAAAAAUGAAAUCGUUUUGAUAAAUUAAGGAGUCACACACAGACUUAGAUUCUCUUUUUUGAGUUAAUAGUGAUUAACCCUUGUAUGACAUAUUUGGACUGUCACCUGAUGGUUACAAAUCCUUUUGAUUAUGUUGAACCUUUGGGUGACUGGUUACAAGACAAGUUUUUAUGGCCCUAUUAAUGCAUAUGUAGGGUAUGCAAGAAUGAAGGAAUCCCAUUUCGUGAAGUUGCUCCAUCAUGGUUAGAACAUGAAAUCUGGGAGGAAGCAUUCAUCACAAGUUGCUGAAAGAUUUGUUGCUGCUAUUGAUGAAUCCGCAAAACCACCAUUUCAAAUGGGAUUCUUUAUUGAUUACAAUAUUGAUGAUAUACUAAGACAAGCAACUGAAUCUACUCUUAGGUAUCAAAGAGGGGAACCAAUCUCAGUGCUAGACGGAGUACCUGUUGCAAUAAAGGAUGAGAUAGAUUGUUUACCGUAUCCAAUAACAGGAGGUACAAAGUGGAUGCAUAAGGAAAGGCCUUGUAAAGACGAUGCAUGUUGUGUUAAGCGCUUAAGGCAAUGCGGUGCUAUACUUGUUGGGAAAUCCAAUAUGCACGAACUUGGGUCUGGAACUAAUGGGAUAAACCCACACUAUGGGAAAAUCUUGGUCGUAUUCGUAAGACUCUCGCUGACUUCACCAGCUUGAAUCACUGAGUAGUUAAUGUACUACUUCUGUCGGGUGGACUCCAUCAAUGCUUUCGAGCCUGAUGGUUACAAAUCCUCUUGAUUAUGUUGAACCUUUGGGAAAAGCUUGUGCUUCUGGAUUUACACUAAAUAAAGCUGGUGCUUCUGGUACUUCGGGUGGACCGUUUCCCGUGGGUUUAUACUAAAUAAAGCUGGUGCUUCUGGUGCUUAUGUUGAAUCCUCUUGAAUAUUUUACUUGGUCAUUGAUUAGAUUCAUACAAAAUAGGGGUCUUUAUAGUUAUACUUAUUCAAACAGAAAAUAAGAAAAUGUAGUUGAAAUUCUUUGUUACUAUAUUGAAAUAUUUGAAUUUAAUUGAAAUUGAUAUAAUAGUUUAAUUUUAAUAUUAA
Vicia villosa (hairy vetch) is the source of this 2787-nucleotide messenger RNA. Its product is annotated as fatty acid amide hydrolase-like. Gene Ontology annotation, molecular function: catalytic activity. The transcript is spliced from 5 exons. The record is from RefSeq and is a predicted model, not a curated record. Bases 1967 to 2401 code for a protein of 144 amino acids. Lineage: Eukaryota; Viridiplantae; Streptophyta; Magnoliopsida; Fabales; Fabaceae.